Molecule: messenger RNA, 873 nt
Organism: Knipowitschia caucasica
Lineage: Eukaryota; Metazoa; Chordata; Actinopteri; Gobiiformes; Gobiidae
Source: the annotation of a GenBank genome assembly
AUGGCGGUCAGCGGUGGGCCCCAAACCUGUGGUCCAAUCUACCGGCAGCCUUGCAUGUCUCCCAAAUACCAAGAAGUGGGGGGUCAAACCGGUAGUUCCAUGGGGGGUGUUGUUAUAGGCGCCUGGACAAGUGCUGGUAAGUGGGUAUGCCAGUGUGCUGUUGAGUUUCUUCCAAGGACCCCAAGAGCCCAGGAGGGUUUGGUUAAACCGCUCGCAGGCCCCAUUCCCCUGUGGGUGGGAGAGGAGCAGGUCAAAGAGGGUGAGGAGCAGGUCAAAGAGGGUGAGGAGCAGGUCAAAGAGGGUGAGGAGCAGGUCAAAGAGGGUGAGGAGCAGGUCAAGGAGGGAGAGGAGCAGGUCAAGGAGGGAGAGGAGCAGGCCACAGAGGGAGAGGAGCGGGUCAAAGAGGGAGAGGAGCAGGCCACGGAGGGAGAGGAGCAGGUCAAAGAGGGAGAGGAGCAGGCCACGGAGGGAGAGGAGCAGGCCAAGGAUGGAGAGGAGCAGGUCAACGAGGGAGAGGAGCAGGCCACGGAGGGAGAGGAGCAGGUCAAAGAGGGAGAGGAGCAGGCCACGGAGGGAGAGGAGCAGGUCAAAGAGGGAGAGGAGCAGGCCACGGAGGGAGAGGAGCAGGUCAAGGAUGGAGAGGAGCAGGUCAAGGAGGGAAAGGUGCAGACCAAGGAGGGAGAGGAGCAGGUCAAGGAGGGAGCAGGUCAAAGAGGACUGGUCCCACUGAUUCACUCCUGGCCUGGUCCCGCUGCUCCGCACCGGCCUGGUCCCGCACCGGCCUGGUCCCGCACCGGCUUGGUCCUGCUGCUCCGCACCGGCCUGGUCCCGCUGAUCCGCACCGGCCUGGUGCAGUACCGGCACUUCCAAUAA